Suillus subalutaceus is the source of this 924-nucleotide messenger RNA. RefSeq lists its product as uncharacterized. NCBI's taxonomy places the organism in Eukaryota, Fungi, Basidiomycota, Agaricomycetes, Boletales, Suillaceae. The annotation marks the transcript as partial. The transcript has a single exon. The record is from RefSeq and is a predicted model, not a curated record.
AGAGUCGACUACAAUGAGGGUGUGCUCAUUGUACACUGCCCAAACCUUGGCCACGAGAUCCUCCCAGAACUGUUUGAUGUGAUGAGGCAUGCAGAAAAAUCAUACCCAAAGAAAUAUCACGACAGUACAAUCAUCCAGGGCGGGUCAACGACCAUUGAUCUGGCAGCUGGUUCGAAAUCACCUGAUUUCAGCCUGUAUGAAGUAAAAGAAAGUAGCGGGCAGGCGCAACAAGGGACAAGUGGGAUCCCUACGGUUGCCUUUGAAGUAGGCUACUACGGGGAAGGGGAAAAGAAAUUGGCCUUGGAUGCCGGCCGACUUAUAUGCCUGUCCAAAGGCAUGAUACAAUUAGUGGCCACGAUCAACAUCGAUCACGAGAAGGAAAAGAACGGAAUACGGAAACUGAAAUCCGUUAUCUGGACCCAUUGGGAGAUGGAUCCAGGGUAUCCUCAGAUUGUUAAAGGGAACGAUACUUAUGAGCUUAACAAGCUCUUGCCUGAAAGAAAUGGAAAGGUUAUGACGGACACGGAGAAAGUCCAACCAACACCCGAUGCCUACAGAGCAGUAGUGAGUUUUGCCAAGACACCCUAUUGGGUCAGAGCCCAGCAGUCAAAUACAUACAAGGUAUCUAACCCAGUUAUUUUGCGAAUUCAAUCUGCUGACUUCAAGGACCUGGAGCUCUUUCCAGAUCAAGGGGUCAAGUCUAUCCCGAUCCUGUAUCGUCAUUUGUUCCGUGACCCUCAGGAGAAAGACCGGAAAAGCUCUGCAUUUACCUUUCAAACUGUGGAUAUCAUGGCUACAAUUCAUAGCCAUGAGAAUAUUCAGCGCGAAAUAAAUGGCAAAAACAAGAAGACACAACAAGAUGUGGACUCAAUUGACGAGGAGCAGCUUGAAAGGUUAAAAAGGCGUCGUUUUGACCUGCAAUAG